Messenger RNA from Sorghum bicolor (sorghum), 972 nucleotides. RefSeq lists its product as uncharacterized. The coding region runs from base 194 to 451 and encodes 85 amino acids. NCBI's taxonomy places the organism in Eukaryota, Viridiplantae, Streptophyta, Magnoliopsida, Poales, Poaceae. The record is from RefSeq and is a predicted model, not a curated record. The transcript has 3 exons.
CGUGCCGUGCUCCACUCCCCAUUGCCUGCCCCUCCGAUCUGAGUCUGACCGGCGCAGAAACGCAGGCAGCCCAGCCCACGACGCCGCGGGGAAAGCCUGAGAGACCGAGAGACACCCAGAGAGACAGACAGAGAGUGAGCAAGCGUCACGCACGCGACGCGAGAGCUGGUGCUCCGGACCACGCUCCACGCGGAUGGGCUCGAGCGACCCGGCGGCCGACCCUCUCUCUUCCUUCCUCCGCCACCCCGGCGCCUUCUCCCUCUCCCGCCGCGUCGCCAUGGCGCGCGACGCCACCGCCACCGCCGUGCCCGGGCUCCGCCCCUGGCUCGUCGACCUCCUCCCGCUCCUCGUCGUCCUCCUCAUCGCCGCCCACGUCCUCGCCCUCGGUUACUGGAUCUACAGGCUCGCCACGGACGGGUCCAGGCAGCCCGCGCGGAGCAAGAAGCACUAAGGAGAGGGCGCCCUCGGCUGGAUGCUUGCAACCAGUGUUUGCUAUUUCAGUCAUGCAUCCUUUGCUUGCUGAUCUCCAAGGCUUCCAACGUCAGGUGAUGUCGUGGCAAAAUUCCUGAAAGAACUAGGACAGGGAAACCCGAUCUCAUCCAGUGGUUUGUUCAGAUGUUGGUAUCAAAAGUGACGAUACACUUCAAAAAAACAAAAAGUGACGGUAGCUGAUAUUUGAAAGGUGGCCCUUUUGGGCAUAAAUAGUUUUCGGUUGCUGGGAGGUCUGUCAUCUGUCGACGUCUCCGUGUAAAGAACAGUAGCUAGACAGGUGUGCCGUUUCAUAUGUUGUUGGCUUUUGUAAUCUAAUCCAUGAGCAGCAUUUUAUUCGGGCUAAUCCAUGAAAAGGGAAAUUUCAGGUUCUAAGCUUCUUGGGUGCCUGUUUGUAUCCUGCUAAGUUUAGCAUCCUAACCCAUAGCACUUUGUAGCAAUCUCUACCUUAACAAUACUACCUCUGUUUCAAAUUAUAGUUCA